AUGGUCAUGUUUCCACUUCACGAAUUCUGCGCAAGUGGCCCUGACAUGCAACCUAAUGCACCUUCCAUUGAGGCAAACUCGCGCCCCUGGCGAACGGACCAGUCCAACGAGCACGCAGCUUUAAUUCAUUUUGGGGGUCAGGGGAGCGACUACCUCGACCAACUUACCCACCUCGUGACAUCGUUUCAGACUGUCCGUAACCUCGUGGGUCAGGCCCAAGCAAUCUUUGAACAAAUCGACGUGACCAAGCAUACCCGAAUUGAGCCACUGCUGUGGGCGACAGAGCCAGCGUCGCGGCCGUCCCGAUCAGCGCUGCUCCAUGCAUGUGUGAGCUACCCCCUUGUCUUCUUGACGCAGCUGGCUACGUACAUGGCUUUCCUCGAAUCAAUGGAGGUCACUCACGAUGAGCUCCUUCCACGCAUUCGCGGCGGAACCGGCCAUAGCCAAGGCGUUGUCGCAGCAGUGCUGGUCGCAACAGCUACGACGCAUAGCGACCUCGAAGACCUUGGAUUGCAGUUCAUGCAACUGAUGUAUCACCACGGUUGCCGCGCCCAAGCCGCGUUUGACUCCGUCGAGGAGGGCCACCGUGCGAAUAAAGUGGGAAACGUCGUGCCUACCCCGAUGCUUCUCAUCCGCGGGUGGACCGAAUCCACACUCUCGUCAUUUGUGUUCGAUUUCAACGAUCACACCAUGAACUACCACGCCCCAGUUCAGAUAUCUCUUGUGAACGACGCGACCUCGAUUGCCGUGACGGGCCACCCGAUGGCUUUGCAGCGCUUGCAUGCAGCGCUGGAAGGCAAAGUGCACAGCCACCACCCAAUUGACUCUUUUCGCUUGGAGUUUUUACCAGUGUCGUGUCCGUUUCACAACGAAAUGCUCAGUGAUGCCCAGAGCGCUAUUGAAGCUGACGCGACUCGGCUGGGUCUUGUCAUCCCUGGAAAUGCUUUGCACUUCCCCGUCAUUGGAACAACCAGCGACGCCACCGACUUGAAAACGUAUCGAAGCCGAGAUAUCAUCCCCGACUUGAUCCGCAUGCAGCUUUCGGAGACCAUCGACUGGCCGGCCGUGUCCGUCACCCUGCAAUCCAAGAUUGGCAAAGAGAAGUGCAACGUUUUCGACUUUGGUCCUGGACGCAGCACGCCCCUAGUGUUGUACCCUCGCCGUCCAUCCAUUCAAGUGAGCGAUUGGCUGCACAGAACAAAAGCUGAACGAGCCCCAAUGUCCCCUCGGGAAGCUCAAGUCGCGGCAAUAUGGGCGGCUCUAUUGACCGUCGAUGAAGCCGAUAUUGGUCGAAAAACGUCGUUCUUCGCACUUGGUGGUGACUCUGUUAUCGCAUUUCAAGCCGUCGCGGCGUGCAGAGCCAUCGACGUCAACUUGACCGUGACGCAGUUCUUACGCGAUCCAACUGUCAAGGGGGUUGUGAAGGCAGCCAACUCCACCCAGUCAACGGACAAAGUCGUGUGGCCAGAGGCACAUGUGGCUCCUUCCUCUUCCGACAAGGCCAACGACGACUUUACUGUGUACCCGACCACGCCCAUCCAAGCAGGAAUGGUCACGGCAACUCUGUCCAACGCCAGCGCCUACGUCCUCCAAGUCACGCUGCGACUCUCCGGCGCAUUCAACCAAGAGACUUUGGUGUCUGCGUUUCGCUCACUCGUGGCGGCUAACGAGCUCCUCCAAACGACGUUUGCGGCCACAGACUGCGGAAUCGUGCAGCUCAUCCCCACGGCACGAAAACCUGUGGCCGCCGUAAUAUCGCAUGUGUCUGACGUUGCGUUGCCAGAAUUGUUGGAGUCGGAUUUCGCACGGGGGUUCACUCUGAACGACUCGUCCUUCGUCCGUCUCGCCGUGACGUCCCCUUCAAUCAUUGACGGUUCGGAGUCUUAUGGCGUCAUGACCAUCCACCACGCUCUCAUUGACGGAUGGUCCAUGAAUGCGCUCCUGUCGGAUUUGCUGGACAUCAUGGACGGUCAGAUUUUGUCGAUUACGUGA
Molecule: messenger RNA, 1992 nt
Organism: Aphanomyces invadans
Lineage: Eukaryota; Oomycota; Saprolegniomycetes; Saprolegniales; Verrucalvaceae
Exons: 2
Coding region: 1-1992 (663 amino acids)
Biological process (GO): long-chain fatty acid biosynthetic process
Cellular component (GO): fatty acid synthase complex
Molecular function (GO): transferase activity
Source: RefSeq, a predicted model, not a curated record